AGCCGAACCGAGCCGAACGGAGCCGAACCGAGCCGAACCGAGCCGAACGGAGCCGAACCGAGCCGAACGGAGCCGAACCGAGCCGAACCGAGCCGAACGGAGCCGAACGGAGCCGAACGGAGCCGAGCCCAGCCGAACCGAGCCGAGCCGAACCGCCGCAGGGCAUGCUUUCAAGCCAUUUUUGAGGAAAUGUGGUGAAUGUAAACUUGAUCUGUUUGGGGGGGAAAUUCUGAGUUUGCGCUGCAGCACUCGGCCAUUCCAGAACCUUCAGCUGAGGCUCGCAUCAGCCCUUUUGGCCACAGCCUUGCGUGGGGAAUUCAUGUCGAGCUGAUUGCCUCCCAGGACACCCGGUCUCAUAUUCAGUCCCUGCUUUGGAGGAUAGAGUCCUCUCUCUCCCUCUCUCCCUGAUUUUAGAUAAUGGGCUGUGUGCAAUGUAAGGAUAAAGAAGCAACAAAACUGACUGACGAGAGGGAUGGCAGUUUAACUCAAAGCUCAGGCUACCGCUAUGGGACAGAUCCCACGCCGCAGCACUAUCCUAGCUUUGGUGUGACUUCAAUCCCAAACUACAACAACUUCCAUGCCACGGGAGGCCAAGGACUGACUGUGUUUGGCGGAGUCAAUUCCUCCUCUCACACAGGGACGCUGCGUACAAGAGGAGGAACAGGUGUAACUCUUUUUGUGGCGCUUUACGACUACGAAGCAAGAACAGAAGAUGACUUGAGUUUUCACAAAGGAGAAAAAUUUCAAAUACUUAACAGCUCGGAAGGAGACUGGUGGGAGGCCCGGUCCUUGACAACUGGCGAAACUGGUUACAUUCCCAGUAAUUAUGUGGCUCCAGUUGAUUCCAUCCAAGCAGAGGAGUGGUACUUUGGCAAACUUGGCCGAAAAGAUGCCGAGAGGCAGCUGUUGUCAUUUGGAAACCCCAGAGGUACCUUCCUGAUCCGGGAGAGCGAAACUACCAAAGGUGCCUAUUCCCUGUCUAUUCGUGACUGGGAUGAUAUGAAAGGAGAUCAUGUCAAACAUUAUAAGAUUCGUAAACUUGACAAUGGUGGAUAUUAUAUCACAACUCGGGCACAGUUUGAAACUCUUCAGCAGCUGGUUCAGCAUUAUUCAGAGAGAGCUGCAGGCCUUUGCUGCCGCUUAGUAGUCCCCUGUCAUAAAGGAAUGCCAAGGCUUACUGAUCUGUCUGUCAAAACCAAAGAUGUCUGGGAAAUUCCACGAGAAUCCCUACAGUUGAUCAAGAGACUGGGAAAUGGGCAGUUUGGGGAAGUAUGGAUGGGUACAUGGAAUGGAAAUACUAAAGUGGCUAUCAAGACCCUGAAGCCUGGCACUAUGUCUCCAGAAUCCUUCUUAGAGGAAGCUCAAAUCAUGAAGAAACUAAAACAUGACAAAUUGGUCCAACUUUAUGCUGUGGUGUCUGAAGAACCUAUCUAUAUUGUCACGGAGUACAUGAGCAAAGGGAGCCUGCUAGAUUUCUUAAAAGAUGGAGAAGGAAGAGCUUUGAAGUUACCGAAUUUGGUGGACAUGGCAGCCCAGGUGGCUGCAGGAAUGGCAUACAUUGAGCGAAUGAAUUACAUACACAGAGAUUUACGGUCUGCAAACAUUCUGGUGGGGAAUGGCCUAAUAUGCAAGAUUGCUGACUUCGGGUUGGCCAGACUGAUUGAAGACAACGAAUAUACUGCCAGACAAGGUGCAAAGUUUCCCAUUAAAUGGACUGCACCAGAAGCGGCAUUGUAUGGAAGGUUCACAAUAAAGUCAGAUGUGUGGUCUUUCGGGAUCCUACUGACAGAGCUGGUGACAAAAGGGAGAGUGCCAUACCCAGGCAUGAAUAACCGUGAAGUCUUGGAACAAGUAGAACGUGGUUAUCGGAUGCCAUGUCCUCAGGACUGUCCCAUCUCCUUGCACGAGCUUAUGAUCCACUGCUGGAAAAAAGACCCAGAGGAGCGUCCGACUUUCGAAUACUUGCAGGGUUUCCUUGAAGACUACUUCACUGCAACAGAACCCCAGUACCAGCCCGGCGACAACCUGUAAACCCCUGGUCCCCAGACACUGUCAUGAAUUACCAGGCGUUUCUCAGCCCUGCCCCACCUGCCCUUCACCUUCCAACUCCGUGAUCUCCAGCGUGCAGCAUCUUCCAGCACCGCCGUGCGCAGGAGGGCUGAAGCUGAGAACUUCUGCAGCCCUUGCCUAUGACCACUUGUCCUAAUAAUCUGAAUGUCCUGGAUGAAAAGGAGAAAAACACUUGGGUUUUUUUCUUAAUCAAAGACUCCAAAACUGCAUUGUAUUGAUGUUAUGUAAACUGCAAAACCUCUGUUCAUUGUAAAUAGUAACUCAGUGCCAAUAACUGAUCCUAGUGCUUUCCUUUUUUUAAAACGCAAAACUUAUGUGAUUUUAACUAGUCUUCUCCUGAUUCAACUAAAAGUAUUAUUUUCCAGAAGUGGCCUCUUUGUCUAAAACAUUUUUUUUCAUGUUUUAACUAAUAAAAAAAAAAAAAAAAUCAGGACAGGUGUUUGGUUUUUUGCUUUUUUUAUAUAUAAAAUAUAUAUAAUAUAUAUACAUACCUGUACAUACAGUAUAUGGGUGCUAUUGCAGGGGAAACUCAUUUGGAAGUGGAUGACUCCUGCUGCAGCAGUACCCAGAAAGCGAUAAUUUUACUGCAGACAUGAAAACACUGGUGGGAUUCUGAAAGCCAGUGAUCUAAUUUUUGGCUUUUGCCAAGCAUGAUUUUUUUAAAUUGGAUUGCACUUUUUGUUUAUGAUUAUGUACCUGUAGAUGGUUGUAACUUUGCUCUUUCAGGAAUCAUGUGCUGUAUUUACAGUAAUGUUUCCAAUGUUUGACAAGUGUGUGAUGAUUUGUUCUUGAAAUUAAAACGAACAUAUUUAAAGCAAGAAAACUACACCAUCACCGUUUGAACUGGAAAAUUGAAACUGCAAGGACUUCUUGGAUCAAAACAUGUAUACUGAAAUGUUUCAAAAAGAUUUAUUAAACAGUGUAACCACAUUCAGAUGGUCUUAAAAUCAUAGCAUUUUAGCCAUGUCCACCUGCUAAACUGUUGGUCAUGCAACUAGGAUUCUUCUGUUUUAUGUGUAACAUUUUUCCAUUGUAAAAUAAGUGUGUUAAAUGUCCUGUACUGCUAAUGAAAUUACUUUCUUUAUGUCUGCAAGUUCUCCAGUGGAAUUACUAUGCACUUCUUUACAUUUCAUGGGGGAUGCACAGAACAAAGUAUUACCUUUUCAGUUGUCUGUACCAGCCUUGAAUUACUUACGUUUAACCAAAAAAAAAAAAAAAAUUCCUUUCUAUUUCUAUUGAGUUUUUAAUACUGAGUUGCAAAUUUUAAAGUCUUAAUUGCAUUUUGUUAUGGUUUAUUUGCAAGUUUACAUUUUAAAACUGUUUAACUUUCUUAAUUUAGUAAUUAAAAACAAAAAAAAAAAGAGCAUUUUACAUUCGGAUAGUUGUUCUUUUGUUUAAACUGUGGAGAUAAUUGUGGAGAUAAAAACUUUUCAAGAAGGGGUGUCGUGCCAUUUGCGGCAUCAUAUUUCAUAGGAGUACGCAGACCAGUUGCCUAUGGGACAUCAUUUUCCAAAUUCUGAAGUCGAUAUGUUUUUUAAGCAGCUGGAGUUCAACUGUAAGGAAGAUGGUUGAAUGCAUAUCUAGUCUCUCAUUUAUCUGUUCUACAAACAGUUUUUUCUUUAACAGUUCUGUUGCAUUUAACGUGAAUACUUUUACAUUUAUCAGUGUUGCAGGAAAAUAUUUUCUAUGCCUUGUAUUUCUGUUAUCGCUUUAAAGUAUUGCAGCUGAGUAAGGCUUCUUAUGGUUGAAACUUUUUUUUAAGUUAUUUAAUCCUCAGAUUGUGAACUCAUAUUCCGAAUAGUCACACAUCUUCUAAAGAGAACCUUCUUCCGUUCCUGAAAACUAACCCAAUAGUGAAUUGAGAUUCAGAGAGCAAAUUGUCAUCGUUUUAGUAUUUUCUAUACAAAGCACUGACUGAAAAUCCUCUUGCAAAGGAGGCUUCCACACCCGGCCUUUCUUGGAGUGUGAAUUUGUAUGGCAGUGUUGCUUGUUAGCAGAUUUCCAUGGCAAGUCAGUCGGUUAACGUUUUACAUGUCGAGUCUAUACGUAAUGCUAUGUGUACACGGUAUAUUCGGCGUUGCUGUACCCGCAGCUGUGGAGUACUGAGGGGGCCCAUCGACCUGGCUGGACUUGUGGCUUCCCCUUAGCACUUACGCAGCGAGCCGUGGUCCUCUUUUUUCCCCCCACAGCUACCCCCCCGCCUUAAGGCAUCACGCAGCGUGCCGGGGACCCUGCAGUAGCCCAGCGGGCUGGCAAGGCCGCGGGCUCGGCCCGGUGCCGCCAGGUGCCCCACCAGCCAUCGCUAGGCCACAGCCGCGGCCACGGCGCUUGCCAUCUGUAGUGCAGGAGGAGCCGAAAACGUUCCUUUUGCCUGUGCUCCUCGCCGGAAGCAAGACUCGGAUGGGGCACCGCUGGGGUGUUACGGCCUUGGUUUCUGACCCUUGGGUUUGCUGUUUCUUGUAUCGCGUUCGGCCUGCGAGCGCCGUGCUGGUCUCUGCCGCACCUCUGCCUGCAGCCGGCUUUGUGUGCAGACUGCUGCCACCCGCGGGUGGCAAAUCCGGACCGCUUCUCAUCGGUAGCUCUUCUGCUUCUUUUUCUUAAUGUUGGGAGUUUUGUUGUUUGGGUUUUUUUAAUCUCUCAAA
Tyto alba (common barn owl) is the source of this 4712-nucleotide messenger RNA. It is a transcript of the gene FYN, whose product is annotated as FYN proto-oncogene, Src family tyrosine kinase. NCBI's taxonomy places the organism in Eukaryota, Metazoa, Chordata, Aves, Strigiformes, Tytonidae. Gene Ontology annotation, biological process: protein phosphorylation; innate immune response; T cell receptor signaling pathway. The record is from RefSeq and is a predicted model, not a curated record. The transcript has 15 exons. Gene Ontology annotation, cellular component: extrinsic component of cytoplasmic side of plasma membrane. Gene Ontology annotation, molecular function: non-membrane spanning protein tyrosine kinase activity; signaling receptor binding; ATP binding. The coding region runs from base 418 to 2031 and encodes 537 amino acids.